ACACAUUGCCAUUCCACCUUUCUUGGGAGUGUCCCUGGCUGGACCCAGAAGGUAUUCCUCCAAGAUCCCUGGCUGCCAAGAUCUUUGUGUCUCUCCAGGUUUGAGGCUCUGCGGCCCCAUCCUCUGGAGAAGCCAGCCCCCAGCAUCAUGAAAGGCACCCUCAUUGCUGCGAUCAUUGCAGCAUUUGCCAUCACAGCUGUAGACUCCCUGGAUUGUGUACAGUGUCAUGUCUCCAACAACACCUGUUCUGACAACGCCAGUACGUGUGCACAAGAGUCCCUCAGUUGUGUGGCGUCCUUCAUCAACUCCACUGUAGGAGGAGUCUCCAAUUUGUACCAGAAUAAUUUCUGCUCGGCACUCAAUUGCACAGAGAACGCCACCAGAGAAGUGGACUUCACCGUGCGUGUGUUUGAUGACCAAAGAUUCCAUUUUGCAAGCCAGUGCUGCCAAGGAAAGGCUUGCAAUGACACCAGCCAUGACUCUGGAACACAGCAGAAGGACACCACUGAGUGCAUUUCCUGUUAUAGCCACAACAAAACUGUCUGCCAGGAGAAAACCCAGCUAUGUUACAAAGGAGAACAAUGUGUCCACAUCACUGUUGGGUUUGCAAAUGGUGCUGAUGAAGUAGAGCUGAGAGGCUGUUCCAACAUCAGCAAUGCUACCUGUCAAUUCCUGUCCCCCGAGAACACGACAGUUGGAGAAUUCAUUUUCAAGAAGGUUGAAUGCAUGAAGGCCACCACACCCCCAGGCUCUGUCAUCAGCUCAUCGGCCAACCUACCCAUCAAAAUUUCCUUUGCCUCCUCUGUCUUGGGUACCCUCCUUCUUCUGAAGCUGCUGUUGUGAGGUCCCUGGGCUCUGCCCCACCCGGUGUCCCUUCGGUGUUACCAUCUUUCUUCUCGAAUAUCUUCCAGUUUAAUUGUUCAGUGGGUUGGAAGUCACAGGACCCCAGGCGAUACUAGCAGCCACUUAUCUCCUUUAUUAAAGUGUUACUUGGUGUCUGGACAA
Molecule: messenger RNA, 1005 nt
Organism: Psammomys obesus (fat sand rat)
Lineage: Eukaryota; Metazoa; Chordata; Mammalia; Rodentia; Muridae
Product: ly6/PLAUR domain-containing protein 8-like
Exons: 6
Coding region: 148-843 (231 amino acids)
Biological process (GO): defense response to Gram-negative bacterium
Source: RefSeq, a predicted model, not a curated record